Ambispora leptoticha is the source of this 779-nucleotide messenger RNA. The record is from the annotation of a GenBank genome assembly. NCBI's taxonomy places the organism in Eukaryota, Fungi, Glomeromycota, Glomeromycetes, Archaeosporales, Ambisporaceae.
UCACAAGAUUUACAAAAGGCGGACGCUCUAUUUGGGGUGGUGAAGGCAUAACACCUGAAACUCUAAAAAACGCACAAUGGGCAUGGGAGCCAUGUACAAGUACAGAUUACAUUGAAGUCGUGGUACCGCUCUUACCGGCUAAAAAGUUACCCAUUUUAUAUACACCGUCAUCGUCGAAAAAACGAAAGAAUAAAGAAUAUAUUGUAAAAAACCGUCAUCUAAUUGAAGAAAAUGGAUCGAAAGAGAUCGAACCGUCAAGUACAGCUUCAUUACCACGAUCCAUAACUGAUCCAAUGGCAUUCGGACAGGGUUAUCAGCCAGUCGUAGACCCAGAGACUGGUAGUGUGUGUGGCGUGUUUGUAGACAGAUCAGAAGAAGAGGGUGAGGAACAAAGAAAAAAAGGCACAUUGUGCCAAUCUAAGGUAACAACAACAGUAGUAUCUUGUGACGAAGGAGCAGCAUGUCAGUUUGCACAAGAUGAUGACGAGAGAUCGAGCCUAUGGGAGUCACUUAUUCGUAUUGUUCAACUGGAGUACUUCCAGAUGACAUUUGACCCCAUUAUACCUUGGCCAACCUUUCCCCCAAUCCCGGAACAGGCAAUAAGAGCUUAUCCUCAUAUCUUUGGUGAGGUUAACAAUAAUGAAAUUGAACGGUCGUCAAGGCCGAGGAUGAUUUUUGAUUGUGUUGAGAUUGUGAAAAAACGAAAAUUGGAAGGAUAUAAGCCUAUUGGACUUGGCUUACAAAAAACUCCUAAGCAACGAAAUAACAGUAAUGGAUGA